Rana temporaria (common frog) is the source of this 1113-nucleotide messenger RNA. It is a transcript of the gene MYL9, whose product is annotated as myosin light chain 9. Gene Ontology annotation, molecular function: calcium ion binding. The coding region runs from base 124 to 642 and encodes 172 amino acids. The transcript has 4 exons. Gene Ontology annotation, cellular component: myofibril; stress fiber; cytoplasm. NCBI's taxonomy places the organism in Eukaryota, Metazoa, Chordata, Amphibia, Anura, Ranidae. Gene Ontology annotation, biological process: myofibril assembly; platelet aggregation. The record is from RefSeq and is a predicted model, not a curated record.
CCCUCCUCCUUUGGUUUUAGGACCCUGGGAAGGCUAAUGCAGAACUUUCCUGUGUCCUGAUCCACAGAGGACAGCUCUGAGUUGCUGACUUCUCCCUGAGCAGGCUCCCAUCAUCCCACCACCAUGUCCAGCAAAAAGACCAAGGCGAAGACUACCAAGAAGCGUCCCCAGAGGGCGACUUCCAAUGUAUUCGCUAUGUUUGAUCAGUCCCAAAUCCAAGAGUUCAAGGAAGCUUUCAACAUGAUUGACCAGAAUCGCGAUGGCUUUAUUGACAAGGAGGAUCUCCAUGACAUGCUGGCCUCCAUGGGUAAAAACCCCUCUGAUGAGUAUUUGGAAGGGAUGAUGAGUGAAGCUCCAGGUCCUAUAAAUUUCACAAUGUUCCUAACCAUGUUUGGAGAGAGACUUAAUGGUACAGACCCAGAAGAUGUCAUCAGGAACGCAUUUGCCUGCUUUGAUGAAGAUGCAACAGGUUUCAUCCACGAGGACCAUUUACGUGAGCUCCUUACCACGAUGGGUGAUCGUUUUACAGAUGAGGAAGUGGAUGAGAUGUACAGAGAAGCACCGAUUGACAAAAAAGGCAACUUCAACUAUGUGGAGUUCACCCGCAUUCUGAAACACGGAGCCAAAGACAAAGAUGACUAAGAUGACCAAAGAAGAAAUACAAAGAUUACUGUAAAGAUGGAGGAGCCUUUUUUCUGCAGUUAGGGAAGUUUGUGUCCUUUUUACCUCAGCAGCACCCUUCCUUCCCUUUCUGCAGCCAUCGGCUACCCUCUGUGAGAGGUCCUGUAGGGAGAAGAUCCACAUUUGAGACCACAUUUAAUUCCACCAUAGAAGAGAUCAUUUGGGCAGUCUUCAGGAACAAAUCGGGUAAUUGGAAUGGUCCAUGGUUGGUCCUGAAUGUGACAAUCAGAACUGUCAUCUCUAAUUAUAUAUUAAGGCAAGGCCUCUGUAGGUGUCCACAGGUACUUCCCACAGAGGCUCCAUUAGGAAAGUGCUUGUAGAAAAUUGUGACUUUAACGAGACCACUGCCCAGUGAUAUUACAUCAGUCACUUAGAUAUGAAGAAGUCUUAUUAAUAUAUAACAGAAUAAAGAAAACUGAUUUAUUAACAUGA